GCAAUCAGAAUUUUCAAACCAGACACACAAUCAGAACGAAAGUGAAUGUUUCAAGUUAAAUUUUCAUCUUUUCCAGUUUAAAAGAAAGAGAGAAUGGCAUUCGACCGACGUUUAUUCAACGUGGUCCUUCUGGGCCUAGCUUUCAUGUUGGUUUUUACGGCUUUUCAGACCAUGGGCAACAUACAAAAAACCAUCAUUGAGAGUAUAAAGAACGACAAUUUAAAAAAGAACGAUACAAGUUUUGAUGGUGAUGGUUACGUUAGUCUUUCAAUUAUUUACGCUGUGAUGUCUAUACUAAACUGGGCAGCUCCUUCUGUGAUAACUGUGAUAGGUCCAAACUUUGCCAUGUUAUUCGGAGGAAUCACUUAUGUACUCUUCAUUAUGUCAUUCCUUAUUCCACGAACAUGGCUGCUGUAUUUCGCCAGUGUUGUUAUCGGAGCUGGAGCUGCAGUUAUUUGGACUGGACAAGGCAACUACCUCACAUUAAAUUCCACACAGGCAACGGUUUCAAGAAAUUCCGGCAUUUUCUGGGCAAUGCUACAACUAAGCAUGUUUAUCGGAAAUCUCUUCGUCUAUUUUAAAUUCAAAGGUCUGGAUUCAAUCGAUGAAGACACUAGAAAUGUAGUUAUUUGGACUUUGAGUGGGAUAGGUAUUGCUGGACUUGUCGUUAUGGUUUUACUUCCUAGACCGAAAAAAACCUCCCAAAUUGAUAUUCCGGAAGAAGUCCAGCAAACACCCAUCGAAGCGUUAAAAGGCGCAGUCAAGUUGUUCUUCACCAAUGAUAUGCUCCUUCUUUCCAUCACAUUCUUGUACACAGGUCUCGAACUGGGUUUCUUUAGCGGAGUCUACAGCUCAUGUAUCGGCUUCACCAAAAAUUUCUCCAACCCCAAAGAACUAGUUGGCCUUUCUGGCAUUUUCAUUGGUCUUGGUGAAGUCCUAGGUGGGGCUGCUUUUGGUAUUUUGGGUUCCAAGACCAUCAAAUGGGGUCGUGAUCCAAUCGUUAUCGCUGGAUUUAUUGUACACGUUAUCAGCUUUUUCCUCAUUUUCCUCAACUUGCCCAACAAUUCUCCCUUCAACGACACUAAUGAUGGGGCUAUUAUUACAAGUAAUGCCGAAUUGGCCAUCUUCUGUUCGUUCCUUCUUGGUUUUGGAGAUUCGUGCUUCAACACGCAAAUUUAUUCAAUUUUGGGAGGAGUUUAUUCAAAUAAUAGCGCCUCAGCGUUUGCUAUCUUCAAAUUCACACAAUCUGUAGCAGCUGCAAUUUGUUUCGGAUAUUCUACCGCACUUAAUUUGUACGGUCAGUUGGGGAUUCUCCUCGUUUUGGCGAUUUGUGGCACCGCUAGUUUUGUUAUAGUUGAGUGGAAGGUAAAGAAGGAAGCGCUUGCGAAAAGUGUUCACGAUAAUGCGAGCAGUGAAGGGAGCGAAAAAGCUGCCUUUUAAGUAUUUAUUUAUCUUUAUUCAUACGUAAAAUUUCUCCGUUCGUUACAAGUAUUGCUUCUGAGAAGCUUUUACGUAGUACAAAUGGUAACAAACAAAGUUUCCUUUAAUAAUCUGUGAUGAAACAAAGUGAGACUGAGGAAUCAAUUGUAUUUUGUUGCCAUUUCUUUAAAUUAUAAUAUAUUGAUUGUUAAUAACUCCUGUAAAUAUUAUUAUGUACAUUUUAGUGUGUCACAGAGGUUUAUUAUGUAAAUAUAUUUUUAUCAAAUCUGUGAUAACAAUCAGGUUUUGGCAAUUUUAACGUAAGAGAUUUUGAAACAAAGGAACAAAUCGUUGUUGGCUUUAAAUUUACAAUAAAAAUUAUUCAAUAUUGGUGCAUCUUUA
Molecule: messenger RNA, 1821 nt
Organism: Tribolium castaneum (red flour beetle)
Lineage: Eukaryota; Metazoa; Arthropoda; Insecta; Coleoptera; Tenebrionidae
Exons: 5
Coding region: 94-1440 (448 amino acids)
Source: RefSeq, a predicted model, not a curated record